GGGUCUUUAAGUGAAUUUUUGUUUUCUAAAAACUUGACAAGAUGGAAAUUGAGAAACUUCUCAAUUACAUCCUUCUGCACUUGCUUUAUAUGUUACUUACAAAUCAUUCACAUUCACGACUUCUUUGGACUUUUUCUCUUUUGUUCUUCUGGCAAUUUAAAUCAAGCUUUAGACUACUCUUACAUGGAUAGUUACUCUCUAGUCUUUAUUAUUACUUUGUGAAUGACAGUCUAAUUACUUAAUCUUAUACAUUAUCUGAGAGGUUUGUUAUUAAGUUAUUAAGAAGUUUAGAAAAAGACUUCCUCAAAAGUUUACUAUUUACUUUUUUUCUCCAUUUAGUUUAUAAAAAUUCAUCGAACUUUAUAUAUGAUAAUAAUCCACAAUUGAAUACAUUUUAAACACAUAUAAUAUAAUAAGUUUUUAAAUAAAAUUAAUGAAAUGGUCAUUAUUAUUACAAUUAAUAUUGAACAAACAUUAUAAAUCAAACAACCAUCAUCCAAACAUAUAUAAUCAUAUAAUAUAUAUAAUCCUUUAAAACGAAAAAUAUUUAUAUAUAAACUUUGUAUAAAUGAGCAAUUUGAAAAGUUUGCGGUAGUGAAAAACAAACGACAGUAAAUACAAAUGAAAUAAUAAUAAUAUAUAUAAAAAAGGGAAUGGCCUAAGGUGUGUACACACGCGACUUGGCAAUUUCUCUUAAAAACAAAAUGUAUAGUUUAUAUAUCAAAUGGGGAUUAAGAAAAAAAAAAAUUACUGAAAAAACAUUAGUUAUCGUCUUCAUAACCAAAAUUCAUUUUACUCUUCUCUACUCAUAUCUAUAUCACCGAAAGAGUUUGAACAUACAUAGGAAAACAUGUCACAGAGAAAACGUAAUUUCUAUGAAAUACUUAAUGUCACCUCAAAUGCUACACUUGAAGAAUUAAAAGUAAAUUAUAAACAAUUGAUUUUACAAUAUCAUCCUGAUAAAUUGCAACAACAACAACAACAAUUGGAAAAUAAUCUACAAAAAUUAGAAAUUAAUAAUGAAUCAAAUGACAAAGAGUUUGUAGCCAUAACCGAGGCGUGGAAUUGUUUAAAAGACCCUGUAAAACGUAAACAAUAUGAUGCUGAAGAAUUGUUAAAUAAAUUUCAUACGCAUAAUAAUAUUUACGCACACAUUAAAUUAAGUGAAAUGAAAAAACAACUAAAUACUGGAGACUACUAUUUGUCAGAAGAAGAUGACGAUGAUGAUGAUGAUGUUGAUGGAGAACACAGUCAGAAGGUGGAAAAAGAGAAGGAAAAAACAAAAUAUCUUUAUACAUAUGAUUGCCGUUGUGGCGGUCAAUAUAUUGUUGAUGAGUCAGCUGAACAAUAUUGCGGCAGAGCCGACAACAAUCAACAUCAUGAUAUACAAAUCAAAAGCAACCACAACAACAACAACAACAAUGGUGUUGGCGAUGAUGAUGAUGACGCAGACAAAAGCACCCAAAACAAUACAAAAAGCAGCCCCAAUAUAGAAGAAAAUAAAAAGAAUGAUGGUGGUAGUGGUGGUGGUGGCGGCAAUACUGCUGAUGGUAGUGUUGAAGGCGUUGUUUUCGUUCAACAACACCACAAUGAGGGUGAUGAGGUGGCAGCAGAGGAGGUUGACGACGAAGUCGGUGAAUUGAUUGUUGAGUGCAGUGAAUGUUCUUUAGUGAUUAUAUUGAAUGGCUGAAACAGCAACUUCUUUUAUUUAUUUUUUUAUUCGUUUAUUUUGUAAAAGAAAUCAAUUCUUUUAGUUUUUCGUUUUCUUUAAAAAUAAUAAAGAUUAAGCAGUUUUCUUUUUUGCUUUAGUUACAA
Molecule: messenger RNA, 1815 nt
Organism: Lucilia cuprina (Australian sheep blowfly)
Lineage: Eukaryota; Metazoa; Arthropoda; Insecta; Diptera; Calliphoridae
Gene: Dph4
Product: anaphase-promoting complex subunit 6
Exons: 2
Coding region: 851-1690 (279 amino acids)
Biological process (GO): positive regulation of ATP-dependent activity
Molecular function (GO): ATPase activator activity; ferrous iron binding
Source: RefSeq, a predicted model, not a curated record